UUUGAGAAUGAAUGAAUUCGCGAGUGAUCUAUUAAAAAUGAUCUUUUGAAUGAUUUUUUAAAUUGAUCUUUAAAGAUUGAUAAUUUAAUAAAAACAUUUGACAGUGGUUAAAAAUAUUUAAAGUGUUACUCAACGAAACUCGAGUUUUUCAAUUCCUAAAGUGCAAUAAAGAAGAAAAACUAUUUCUUUGUAAAAACAAAAAACUCAUUAAAAUAUUCAUCUAGGACGUUUUAGAACGUGAAGAUCGUUUAAGUGAAGAUCGAAGAAUUUGCAAGAAAAGGAAACUGGAACAACGAAUGCUUUCGUGAGAUUUAAUCAAAGAAGUAAGAAAAAGUAUGACGAGCCAUCCGGGAUACGAUUACGAGGACAGAGGUCAAAGAAUCCGCCAUCGUGUCGGUACUGCUUCUAGACCAGCCGAUUCCACCGUCGCUUGCAGCAGUUCUCAAUAUUACGUCGGUCCAAAUAGUGACAUCAGUGAAGAGGAUAUAGCAGAAUUACCUUCUUGCGUUUACGCGAGUAGAUCCUCUCAACACGUUGCACAUGCUUCCUCGCACACGCAUUCACCGUUGCACUAUCACAUGCCAGUUGCUACACCAGAUCAUAAUGAUACUGAUAUGAACGGAGUUGAAGAAGGUUACUAUCCAAAUGGCAGUCCGUACAGAAUUCAACGACAUGCCGCAAAUAUACGUGAAAGAAAACGUAUGCUUAGCAGCAUCAACUCGGCUUUCGACGAGCUUAGGGUUCAUGUACCAACAUUCCCGUACGAAAAGAGACUCUCAAAAAUUGAUACUCUUCGUUUGGCAAUAGCUUAUAUUGCUCUUCUUCGAGAAGUCCUAGCAGCGAGACUUGAUCCUUUGACUUAUGUUGAGAGGUGCCUUAGGGGUGAAAUUAAUGGUGAACGUGCUGAAUGGAAUACUAGCGAUCUGACUGCACGUUUGUCAUGGAUUAAUUGGGAAAAUUUAGGAGUCAAUCCUAAUCGACGUUCAGUCCUAACAACUCUCGCAUUAACUACAGACAAUAUGAAUUACAAGUGUUCAAAAGUGAUAGAAUAUAACGAAGAAAAUGUCGGAAAUAUCGCAUCAUUAUGUCAACAAAUAUCACUGAGAGAAAAUAAUAUAAACCGAGAAGGGAAAUCUAAAGAAGAAAGAAAAAAAAUGGAAAGAAACAAUAGAAGUUUGUAUACUUUGGAACAAAAAGAAGAGAAAUCUCAGAUGGCACUGUCAGAAUAUUUUAUGACGGUGCCGGUGACAUCAUCUGAAAUUUCGACCAAUAAUCAAUCAGGUUGUUCUACGAGCGGCAAUUUAAAAAAAGGAAACAUGGAUGCAUUGAAAUUUCCUUGUAAAAUGAUAAUUAAUCAAUAUAAAAGAUCUUUUGGAGAUGACAGUGAUCAUAAAAAACAAGAUUUAAUCAAAACAAAUGGUAGCAGUGGAGAUAGUUGUAAUUCUAAUUCUCUUGUUGAGAAAAUAAAAGGAAUUAAUCGGACGAUGAGGAAUAAAAACCGUGGAAAUUUAGAAGUUAGGCGAAAUCCAAUGCGGGUUAGUAAGAAAGACAUGGAUAAAAAUUUUCGAUGUCCAAGACAGUGUCUGUUGUCGGUUAAAAGGAAAGAUUCCUUCGAAAAUUCGAUGUUUACGGUCUCUGAUCGAACUAAAUCAUCACCCACACCAUAUAUGAACACGAGAUCGGUUACUCGUAAAAUGUGUAAUGUUGGAGCUACUUACCAAGCACCUACGAAAAGAGACGAAACUCAAUGGAAGGAAUGGCCUGUUCAUGGAAUGCAUGAAAGGCCGGUUUUUCAUCCGCAGGUCGGACUUGCAGCUGAAUAUUUGGGACGUUAUUUCGUCAGUUUAGAUGGACUUUCUUAUCAAGAAAUCGUUGAUCGAUUUGAAGUAGAAGUGGUCUCGGUAGAUCCUAAUGGUGAAUGGUCAUCGUCCAACGAGAAGCAACGAAGUAGAAAGGUGAAACAUUAA
Molecule: messenger RNA, 1967 nt
Organism: Polistes dominula (European paper wasp)
Lineage: Eukaryota; Metazoa; Arthropoda; Insecta; Hymenoptera; Vespidae
Product: 48 related 2
Biological process (GO): regulation of transcription by RNA polymerase II; developmental process
Molecular function (GO): protein dimerization activity; RNA polymerase II transcription regulatory region sequence-specific DNA binding; DNA-binding transcription factor activity, RNA polymerase II-specific
Source: RefSeq, a predicted model, not a curated record